AUGUCUGCCGGAAGCAGUUAGCCAGUUAGCCAGUUAGCUUCCUCCGUCAUGGCGGAACUGAACCGACAGCUGCAGGAAUACCUGUCCCAGUCUAAAGGAUCCGGAGCCCGGACCAUCUCCCAGUCCAGCUCCAGCACCACGGUGGACCUGGACGACCCGGAGCCGGUCCCGGGCAGCUGGUUCGGGCGGUGGUCGAGCCGCUGGUCCGGCGGGAGCCGCGGGACCGGCCAGUCCGGCCCGAGCUCCGGUGGAAACAGCGGCUUUUCCUGGCCGUGGUCGGCCGAGCCGGACCCCUGUCUGCCGGGCAUGAGCCGCCGCCAGCGGCUCGUGGCCUUCGGCGUGUGCGCGUGCUUCUCCGCGCUGUGCUUCGGGCUGUCCGCGCUGUACGCGCCGCUGCUGCUGCUCUACGCGCGCAAGUUCGCGCUGCUGUGGUCGCUCGGUUCGCUGUUCGCCAUCGCCGCCGCGGCGGUGCUGCGCGGGCCCAGCAGACUCGCCUCCGGGCUGCACACGUCCCCCGGGGCCGCGGUGUACCUGUGCGCCCUGGGGGGGACCCUGUACGCGGCGCUGAGCCUCCACAGCACCGUGCUGACGGCGCUGGGAGCCGCGCUGCAGGUCGCGGUGAUCGGCGGCUACGUGGUGUCGCUGCUGCCGGGGGGCAGCGCCGGGAUCCGCUUCAUGGGGGGCAUGGCGGCGUCCGCCAUCAAGCGGACGGUUACCGGGAAGACUAUGCCGAUCUGACCGGGGACGGAGCGGCACAGAGCGGGUACUUUGCACAGACACUGGGGGGGUUUCUGGACGUUUUCAGCGGUGAUCCAGGAUGAAGAUCUGCGGGACUCAGCGGACUGUUUUGGGGCUUUUUGAGUUUUAUAUUUAAUUGAGACUAUUAAUGAUAUUAUUGGCUGUUAACGGACUGCUGCUGCUCACGGGACCAAAUAAAGUUAAAGAUGCUUCAACUGUUGAAUUUCCUCUGAGGAACUUUUAAUGAAUCCUUUUAAUACCGAAAAUAAAGAACUAAAAUGGUUAAUAA
Molecule: messenger RNA, 1027 nt
Organism: Etheostoma cragini (Arkansas darter)
Lineage: Eukaryota; Metazoa; Chordata; Actinopteri; Perciformes; Percidae
Gene: sft2d3
Product: SFT2 domain containing 3
Exons: 2
Coding region: 49-738 (229 amino acids)
Biological process (GO): vesicle-mediated transport
Cellular component (GO): membrane
Source: RefSeq, a predicted model, not a curated record